UCUGGUGCACGGUCUUCAACAGCUCGUAGAGCAAAACUAAUAGAUUUGGAUCAACUGAAGGAAAAAACUCUUCAGGAAAUCAAGGAGCUCUUGGACAUAAAAAAUCCAGGCUCAUUUGACAUCCAACAGCUCAUGAAGAAUCUCCGUGAGGCAUAUUUAGAGAUUGCCAAGGAUGCACUAAACAAUCUCCUGGGAAAGCUGUUUCCUGGACAGUUCUCCAGCUUUGAUGUGUGCAUGAAUGGAGUGAAGAUAUUUGGCCCAAAUGACAUAAAAUUCUUCAGUUUCACCUUCAAUUUCUUCCUUGGACCAGUUCCAAUGCAGUUUGGGUUCUCUGCAGGAGGUAGUUGGAAGGUGGAAUGUGGUUUCAAACUUUGUUUCCUUACUAUGAAGGCCGAGGGAACAGCCACACCCCAGAUUGGUGCAAUGGUGUCCGGAGAGCUUAAUGUCAACCUCUUCCUCUUCAAAGCUGGUUUGAAGUUAACCGGUUAUCUACUGACAACCAAGUUUCCUACCAAGGCAGAGGUUGGCUUCAGCAAGUUUCCCUUGGACGUUGGAAUUCGGAUGGACCUAGAACUUAUACCUCUUCGACUUGAGCUGCGGGCUAUCCUCAAAUUGACUGUAAAGCUCUUGUUUAUAAAAAUUGAGAAGACGCUGAUCAAUAAAUUACUGUGGCACUAUACAACACCUUCCAUCACAGCAAAUAUUUUUGACAUUCACAACAAGGAGCCGGACAAUUCACCUCCUACGUUUAAUAGUUUUGCCACAACGUCAGGAAGUGGUUCUGGAAAACGUUCUUCAGCAACAAGUCAGUGCACCGUCUACCAGCUUAGAAAUCGUGACUACACCGAGCCGGCAUUCCAACUGGCCAUUUCGGUAGAAGAUGACAGAAGUGAGGUGGAAGUAUCGUACAGCGUCGGCUCAUUUCAAGGAGGAAGUGACUUGGCUAAAGAUGAAGUACUGGGAGGCCCUUCGGCUGUUGUUGAGCAGGUUUUGCCAGGUCGUAUUCCACUGUACUUCACUGUCAAAGGUACCAAUUCAGCAGGAGGAACAGCCAGUGUGACCUGCCAGCUCUCCUCCUAUGACACAACCCCUCCUGCAGGCAGGGUGAUUCCUGACUUCUUCACCACCAGCCAUCCCAAUGUGUUAAAGGCAUCUGCUAUGGCAGUGGAUGAAACACCUCUGGUUGAGAGAAAGGAGGCCAUUGGUUUUGGCCGUGGCAUCUAUGGUGACCAGGCCUUUCCUUGGUCUGACAUCUCAUCCAGACCACUCAGAUCUUCGACAAAGAGUGUAGAGACAAGUCUUCUGCAAUUCACAUCUCCUCGGCUUGGCAAGUUGAUGUCAAAACCUCACCAAGUCAAACUAGGGCAUGCGACUCCUGGAAAAUGUGCUUCAGCCUGUUUAGCACUUCCUCCACUGAAAUGCAUCAGCUUCAACUAUGACUAUGGUACAAGUGGACAGUGUGAGCUAUUGGAAGAAGUUGAGGGCCAUGGAGUAAAGAUACACAUUGCUGGGCACUUCCACUAUUUUGAACGACUGGGGAUUGGCCAUGCAGUGACUUUCAACCACAGAGAUCUUCAUCUGCAACAUGGCCAACUGUACUACUUCAACUACUACCUAAAGAACCAGCUUGGUUACACCAACAUCCUGACCUCUCAACCGGUGAAGGUAGACUUUACCCCAGUCAGCCCCGGACCCAUACAGAAUGCACAUUAUGAUGAAACUGUCAAGGAGCCGUGUCAUGAACUUCUUCCUGACAAGUGGGAGAACAGAUGUGUGGAUGAAUCGAACCUGCCAAACCACAGGUACAUCAUUGAUGGAGAGGGGUCCGCUACUGUUUUCAAUGGCCACACUCCAUUUGUAGAUGUCUUGUACACACGUGCCAACAAGUAUGUGUCAGCGAACUGGGAUGGCUUCCAUGAUUAUGAAACAGGGAUCUAUGGCUACACCUGGUCUGUGGGAACGGAGAAGUGUUUGGAGAACAUCCAUCCUCACAAGGACCCCCAUGCUCACCUGUUUGAUGAGUCAGAAUGGACUCAUACUGGACUUGCUCACCCUCUGGACCUGGAAGAUGGCCUUUACUACGUUUCUGUCCGUGCCAUAAACAAAGUUGAGUAUGGCGGACCUCUGGCUACAACCGUUUGCCACUCAACUCCAUAUGCCAUUGACAACACGGAGCCCCUUAUACAUGAAGUGUUUGAAAUGUUAUACGAUGAGGAAACACAUGUCAUAUUGGCAUCAUACAAUGUUAGUGACCCACUCUCCAAUAUCAAAGAGAUGCACAUUGGACUUGGCAAAAGCACCAGGGACACCUACAUCCUGGACUGGUUUGUGCACGAUGAUGCUGAUUCAGUAGAGUUCACUCACCACAUCCCAGAUGGUGAACCAACAUGGUUACGUAUCCGUGCAGUCAACAAUGUUGAUCUGCGGACAGCUGGUCAUGGGCCCUACCCCAUCCUGGUCGAUACCACACCCCCUCUCGCUGGAGACGUGUAUGAUGGAAGAAGUCACGGUCGACAAGUGAACUUCCAGUCCAGUCAGAGUGAAAUAUGCGCAAACUGGGAAAAUUUUUGGGAUCCAGACACAGGGAUAGCUGACUACUUGUGGGGUGUAGGAACAUCUCCUGGAGACGAUGAUGUUGUGGAGUUCAAACGUCUUCGGCACUUCGUCUUUUUGCAUUGUGACAACUCCGUAAACCUAACUCACAAUGCAACAUACUAUUCAACACUGUAUGCGUUUAACAGAGGGCAUAAACGACUCAAUGUAUCAGCCAACAGUGAAGGAGUACGGGUAGACCUUACUCCCCCAGAGGCUGGUUGGUUGAAAGAUGGAGACACCAUCGGCCAAGACCUUAAAUACUCCUCCAGUCCUGCCACAGUGUCAGGGAACUGGGGAGGGUUUACAGAUCCAGAGUCUGGCAUCCAGCAGUACACCAUCGCAGUUCUCAGAAAACCAAAACACCAAGUUGAAGAUGAGGUCAUUCACGCGAGUGAGUCGGUCGGAAUGACGACGAGUUUCCGCUGGCAUCAUUUCCACCUUCACCAGGGAGACCAGGUGUUUGUCAACCUCAAUGUCACCAACAGGGCCCUGGGAGUAACAACCCUACAGUCAGACGGGUUUGUACUCGACCUAACUCCACCAGUCCUGAAGUACCUUCGUGAUGGCUUGGACCCUGACAAAGAUGCACAGUAUUCAUCGAGUACAACAGAGUUGACAGCAAACUGGAAGUUUGUGGAUGAAGAAACAGGUGUGGACUACAUUGAGCUACAGGUGUACCAAAAACAUGGUGGUACCAGGAGCCCACUUGGAGAAAGUGUUACUCUUGAUGGAGCAGCACAGAACUGGACAUCAACUGAAGCUCUGAGUCUGAAUAUCGGUGCCCUCUACACCGUCAAAGUACACGCCAUCAACGCAGCUGGACUGACAGCAGUUCAUGAGACUGACGGUGUUCUGAUCGACCCUACACCUCCUGAGAUAUUGUUUAUCCAUGCUGGAGUCCUCUCCGGAAUGGAUGAUGAGGAGCUGACCAACGGUUUUGUCGUCAUCGCAAAUACGGGAACCCUCACUGCCAGUUGGUUGGGUCUUGACGGGGAAAGUGGAAUUGAUUCCUACUGGAUAGGAUUGGGAACUACACAUGGGGGAGACGAUGUAUUGGGAUUCUACAGUGUUGGUGAAGUAACAGACAUCAUUCUAACAGAGCUUCCUCUCCAACUUUUCGAAAACGGGUCACCGAUCUACUACAUCUCUGUUAAGGCACAGAACGGUGCUGGGGCCUUCUCUACUACAGUGACAGCAAGUCCUAUUAAGGUUGUUGCCGCUGAUGUGAGUGGACUAGUGUUUGACGGCGCUGGAUCCAGUGAUCUAACUCAAAUGGCAUCAACAGCAAUAGAUGUAGAUUACCAGUUGGAAGCCACCACAGUUAGUCUGCAGUUUGAAGGGUACGAGAGCGCUCAACACGGCAUCAUUGGCUACGAGUGGGGAGUGGGGACCAUUCCUGGUGCAGACGACAUCCAGCCUUUUACAGACAUGGGAAUUGUGGCAUUUGAUGAGCCUGCUGGAAGUGGAAUUGCUCAGAUUCUGCUACCGCUGUCUUCAUCCAACCGCUAUUUCUCCAGCGUCAGGGCAAUAACUGGAGCAUUGAACAUCCUAGAGUCAACAUCAGAUGGCUUUGGUGUCGACCAAUCGGCUCCUAGCGUUUCGAUCGUCUCAGUUGGCGAGGAUGAGGACGAUUCUGGAAACAAGCCACUGGGACGUGAUACAGUUUACCAGGCGAUAAACACUGGCAGCUUGGCUGCAGAAUGGAACAUCGGAGACAACGAGAGCGCCAUCGCGGCGGCGUGGUUCGCUAUCGGGUUCACUCCAAUCAGUAGUGACCUGUACAACAUCACCAACACGAACAAGAGAACCAGCCUCGCAGCUGGCCUGCUGAUACCCUCGGCUGAUGGCACUCCAAAUAUGGUCACUGUAACUGCAAUGAACAAUCAUGAAUUCGAUGAGAGUGGUGUACUGACAUCUGCCUAUGCCAGCCUUUUUGACGUACACCCAUUUACCAACGUGGAGAGGGACACGUUAGUUGACCUUGCCAACAUGACCUUGGAGCACAAGGGUACAUACUACGUGACCGUCAUGGCUUCAGAUGAAAGUCUCCAGUGUGAUGUCGUCACUGCUCCCUUCACUGUGGACAUUACCCCACCCAAAAAAGGGCGCAUUCAAAUUGGACCGUUUGCAAAUCUGGUAAUCCAAUGUGGGAACACUGCUCACAACGCCCCACAGCUGACUGAACCUGUCACUCUUAGUGCCAAUUACAGCAGCUAUACGUUUGUGGAUUUGUUCCUCGAGGGAACUAUGGUCUACUUUGUCCAACUUAAUGCCGUCAACCGAGCGACAGGCUCCACCACAGUGACGUCCUCCCCAGUGUUGAUUGACCCCCGUGACCCCAUACCUGGGGAUAUCGUUGAUGGAGACUCGUUCAAACGUGAUGUCUCUCACCAGAGUUCCACUUCUUCCCUUCAUGGAACCUUUACACUGUACCAUGGACAAGAGGCGUAUCAAUGCUCGUACAACCAUCAUGACCUGGACGCACCAACUGAAGCAUGGAGUCCAGUAACAUCACAGGGUGUCUGGGGAACUUCAAUAGAGGCAUCUCGCAUCAGGUUUGCCCCUGAACAGCUGUCCUACAGUGUUAGCAAUGGCCUGACAGUGACUAUGGUUCGAGAUGUGCGAGCAGAAAGGAUGAUUUCUGGUGGCUACAUGACGGUUCUGAAUCAUGAAGGACCAGGCAUCUUUCAAAUUGACAUAGUGGCUGCAGGUUCAGAGUUAGACUCUGUUACAUCUCUGGUGUUCUGGGACGGACCAGCCGGAGUAGUUGGUGGUUUUGAAAUGCCAAGUGACCCUGAGGAAAGUUCCAAUUUCUCAACAAGCGCCCCAACUACCACUCCAGCAACCACGCAAAAUCCUUGGCAGAUCGUCAAUGACAAUUCUGAGGAGACAUCAGAUGAGAAUGCUGUACUACGUACCUUGCCAUAUACAGGGAUAGGAAUGGAUAUUUUCCAUGAAGUGACUGCAGAAGGAACUACAAAGUACUAUAUACUUCUGUGGUCAAGGUUCCAGGACGAGCGGUCAGCCUUGCAGUAUGAGAAAAUAGAGCUGGGGUUCGAUGCAUCGGAGGCAUGGCACACAUACGGUCUGAAAUACACGGUGGACAGAACUGAUGCAACACAGGAAUUAUGGGGUUUUGAACUACACAUUGAUGGGGAGUACUUUACAACAAUAACUGGGAUCCCUCCGGUCAGUUUGUCCACGAAGUUAAUUCUGGCUGUCAGAAGCAAGCAAGGGGCUGUUGCAGAAUUUCAUGAUGUCUUCACCCCACCAACUGUGAUGGCCCAUUUCAAAAACCUAAGGACCCCUCCAUCAGCCGAAAUGUUAUGUCGAUACGGCACUCCAUUCCAAGAUGGCAGCACCACCAUUUUGAAGAUAUACGCGGGCGUUGGUACAACGAAAGGAGCAGAUGAUGUUGAGCCAUUCUUUGAGGUUGAAGAUCUCUGCACACCUUGCAUGGAUGAAUGCAGUAGGUACAGUUGUGACAUGAACUGCACAGUUGAUGACAUAACGCUGCAUCACGUCUUCAUCAACAACCUUCAUCUGUCAACUCACAAGAUGAUUACACAGGAUAAUGUCACCACGUCCACCCCUGCCCUCUACUACAUCACAAUAAAGGCUGUGUCAGGAUCUGGUCGUUUUGCAUUGUCCUCAUCAGAUGGAGUAUACAUUGAUGCAACUCCGCCAGUUUUUGAAUCUUUGUACCACGUGGACCUUUCGUGGUCUGAAGAUGAACCAUCAGAUUUCCAAGGCAGUAACAGCACCAUUGCUGUUAGGUGGGAAGCGUAUGACAUCGAAAGCCAGGUCGUUGGAUAUUUCUGGGCCAUUGGUACUGCUCCAUUUUGGACUGACAUCCAAGACCAUGUGUCCGUUGGACUAGCUACCAGUGCCAGUAACAGUCAACUGGAAGGUAGUUUGCAACCCCUUCAGACCUACUAUGCAACUGUCAUUGCUGUGAACGGUGCUGGAUUAAAUACUACAAAGAGCACAACAGGUGUGACCUUCCUGGAGGAAUCUCCCUCAUCAGAAAACAUGACUAUUGGAGUAGGCUGUAGAGAAGAUCAAAAUGAUGGAAGCUCAAGCGAGGACGAUGUGUCUGUCUGUCCUGGAAUCAAGUCCUCUGUUGAAAUAUCGUGGCCUGACUUUGAUGAGCGAGAAGGAAUUACUGGCUACUAUUUUAGCAUUGGUAGCACAGAAGAGUUGGAAGACAUCAUACCAGAGACACAGGUUGGCUACAAUGAGUCCGGCACAGUGUUGAUCGAGGAUGGACAGGUGCUGAUUAACGGCCAGGUCAUAGCAAACAUCUCGGACCUUCGACACAUGCAAAAUGAUGACCAAAGUACUCCAGAGGUCAACAAAUUCAAUAUGGAACCUGGCAGGAAGAUGUACGUGAAAGUGAAGGCGUGUAAUUCAGCCCACAAAUGCAGCAUUAUUGAUCUGAAGGUUAUAGUUGUCUCACGAGAAGGUGAUGUAGUUGCAAAGGCUACCAACAGUAGCAAAGUGUCUGUUACACUGAACUCUUCAGGAGCUACUAGGUCUGCGAGAACCUACGUCAUCAAUGGAGUUAACAUCGUGACUACUGGCAUUACCCCCGGUGAUGGUUUAGUUGCAGGGAUGUUGGACAAACAUGAUGUUGAGGAGGAGUACGUCUCCGGUGCUUCCUCAACCUUCACUCCAUUCAUCGUGGAUCCAGAGAGAACAAGGAACAAUUCAGAAAGAAGCUUGAAUGGAAGGUUGAGGAAAUUUGAGGAGACUUUCUUCAUCAGUCUUCUCCAUGAUAAUCCGCUGACAGGACCCUUGGAGAUCACCAUCCCCAUAAAUGCAGACCUAAUUCCAGAGGGAACAGUACCUGUACUACUUUACUGGAGCACUGAGCUUCAGCAGUGGAUGGAUGCCUCCCGUACCUGCCCAAACCUAGACAACGUGCAAUAUGACUGGGAACAGAACUUGCUACAUGUGAAUGUCUGCUCGACACACCCCGCCACCAAAACAUCAGAGGAAAACGUACGUCGCCGUCGUUCCAGUGAAGGAGAGUUCUACUCCGGCUCCACACAGUUUGCCGAGGCUUCAGUUGACAGUGACAUAAUCAACACCGCCCCUGUCGUCACAUCUCCAUCAGCGAUGUGGAUGUACGAAGAUUCAGGAACUCUCAGAGCUCAACUUCAGGCUCAGGACGCAGAGGGUGAUGAGUUGAUUUUCUCUUUGGACGCUGAACCUGAAGAAGAUAUCAUGGGAGAAGCUGUGCUGAGUCCUGAAGGACUACUUGAAUACACACCAUGCAGGCACUGUUUUGGACUUGUUAGGAUUGGUUACGUUGUUCAAGAGAAACCUACAGGAGAGACGACUCCUCUGGAGGUUCGAGAGACUCUAACAAUAGAUGUGAGGCCGGAAAACGAUAACCCAGGUUUACUCUUCCUCAUAGAUGGCGUCAAUGUUGUGUCUGAUCAAGGCACAAACACAUACAGACCUGUGGAGCUUCCAGUGAAGCAGGGUGAGGAAAACAGCAUGGUUGUGUGGAUGUACGAUGUAGAUAUCGCAGAUGAUCUGGCAUUCAGCAUAUCUCAACCGCAGCAUGGCGGCGUACAGAUUGGUCCUGUGUGCAAAAACGUUACAUUCCUGUCAACACCUUGCAGCAUGAGCAGUACCAACAACCUCGACAUAACCAGUGAUGGGAACUGCACCGUUUGUAAACCAAGCAAUCUGAACACAACCAAAGAAAUACAUGACCUGUCUUGGGCGCUAGCCAGGCUGACAUAUAUCUCUAGAAAUGAGUCUUACUUUGGGGAGGAUUCAUUUGCCAUCCACGGUAUAGACGAAAACGGUGGAGCGUCAAAGAUUUUACCCAUUGACGUGUUUGUGCUCCAAAAGUGCAAAAAUAAUGGAACGUGUAUCGGACCUGCUGAGGACCCAGACUGUGAGGACACUCAACUGGCCUUUGGGUUUGAAGGCUAUACCUGUGACUGUACAGAAGACUACAUUGGAGAGUUUUGCCAGCUAGAAAUUGUACCGUGCUUACCACCGAUGGCGCCAGCUAACGGUUCAGUCAGUCCGGACGAUGCCACCUCCUACCAGGACGUUGUGGAGUUCUCGUGUGAUCCUGGGUACGAGCUGGUCGGUGACUCCGCCCAUGUGUGUCAGUGGGACGGCAGGUGGAACAGCAGCACACCGAACUGUAAUCCUGUCCCAUGUCCAACCUUGUCAGCUCCAGCCAAUGGUGCCCUCAGUCCUAGCGGCCCUCAUGUCUACCAGGACGUGGUCACCUUCACCUGUUCUACAGGAUAUGUCGUAACAGGUGUUUCUACUGUCACCUGCCAAGCUGACGGCACCUGGAGCAGGACUGUUCCUACUUGCAACAGUGAGAUAAUCUUCACCAUAGUAUUCGCUUGA
Molecule: messenger RNA, 8982 nt
Organism: Branchiostoma belcheri (Belcher's lancelet)
Lineage: Eukaryota; Metazoa; Chordata; Leptocardii; Amphioxiformes; Branchiostomatidae
Exons: 47
Molecular function (GO): protein binding
Source: RefSeq, a predicted model, not a curated record